Messenger RNA from Sphaeramia orbicularis (orbiculate cardinalfish), 1760 nucleotides. RefSeq names its product protein arginine methyltransferase 3 (gene prmt3). Bases 39 to 1625 code for a protein of 528 amino acids. Lineage: Eukaryota; Metazoa; Chordata; Actinopteri; Kurtiformes; Apogonidae. The record is from RefSeq and is a predicted model, not a curated record. The transcript is spliced from 16 exons. Gene Ontology annotation, biological process: peptidyl-arginine methylation, to asymmetrical-dimethyl arginine; chromatin remodeling. Gene Ontology annotation, cellular component: nucleus. Gene Ontology annotation, molecular function: histone methyltransferase activity; protein-arginine N-methyltransferase activity.
UCACCCGGAAGUCGACUCAGUGAAACAGACGAGACAACAUGGCAGAGUCCAUAGACCCACGUGAAUGCGAUGUCCACGGAGAUGUUGAGGACAUGCCGGAGCUCUCUGACCCGGACGAGGAAGAGGAAGAUGAUGAAGAGCAGUGGCAGUGGAUGGAGGAGGAGAAUCAGCCCGUUACCUGUUUAUUCUGCGACAGGUUGCUGAGUUCAGUGUCGGCCACUCUGCAGCACUGCACCGCUGAACACCAGCUCAACCUCAUAGACCUGAUCAGAAAACACAAUUUAGAUGACUAUGGUUAUAUAAAGAUGAUCAACUUCAUACGCUCAACAAAUUGCGAUGCUUCGGGUCUGAUGGGCCUACCAGACGGUUCUUUACCCUGGGACAGUGAAGCCUUCCUGCGCCCAGUCCUGCAGGACGACCCCCUGCUGCAGACAGACCCAGAGGAGCUCUGUGGCCAAGAGGGGUCACUACACCAGUCAUCUAGAAGCGAGUCCCAUGAUGCACUGCUGCAGAGGACGCAGGCAGCUGAGGAGAGAGCCCAGCGCUCAGAGGAGGCACUGGCCAGAGCCAUGGAAGACCUGCACAAGCUCAAGCUACUGGCUCAGGGUUUGGUCCUGAAUGCCGAACCCGGCAGGUCCGGAAACCUGAGCGCCGUGGCCGAGCUGCGAGAGGACGAAGACGAGGCCUACUUCGACUCCUACGGACACUACGGCAUCCACGAGGAGAUGCUGAAGGACAAAGUGCGAACAGAGAGUUACCGUGACUUCAUGUACCGCAACCCAGAGGUGUUCAGAGACAAGGUGGUGCUGGAUGUGGGCUGUGGGACUGGAAUACUGUCCAUGUUUGCUGCCAAAGCUGGGGCCAAGAAGGUUAUAGCAGUCGACCAAUCAGAGAUCAUCUACCAGGCCAUGGAUAUAGUCAGGUCGAACCAGCUCGAGGACAAGAUCACUCUAAUCAAAGGCCGCAUAGAAGACAUCAACCUACCUGUGGAAAAGGUGGACAUCAUCAUCUCAGAGUGGAUGGGUUAUUUCCUGCUCUUUGAGUCGAUGUUGGACUCCGUUCUCUACGCCAGAGACCUGUACCUGGCUGAUGGUGGUUCAGUCUAUCCAGAUCUCUGUAACAUCAGCCUGGCAGCAGCAGGGGAUAUGCAAAGGCACCAGGAGCGCAUUGCAUUCUGGGACAAUGUGUACGGUUUCAACAUGGCCUGCAUGAAGAAGGCUGUGGUUCCUGAAGCUGUGGUGGAAGUGGUGAAAGCAGAAACGCUCAUCUCUGAACCAACAGUCAUACAGACGAUCGACUGUAACCGGGUGUGUCUGUCUGAGCUGGAGUUUGUAUCAGAUUUCUGCCUGAAGAUAAAGGACACCACAGAUUGCACGGCAAUUGUCGGCUACUUUGACAUUUUCUUUGACAAAGGCUGCGGCAACAAGGUGAUGUUCUCCACCGGUCCUCAGGUCAUGAAGACUCACUGGAAACAGACCGUCUUCCUCCUGGAGAAGCCUCUUUCAGUUCAGGCAGGUGAGGAGCUUCAGGGAAAGAUCACUGUGCGCAAAAACAAGAAGGACCCUCGUUCUCUGCUCGUCACCUUUGACCUGAGAGACAGGAAGCAGACAUACAGCCUGCAGUAACAUCAGCCAGAGGACAAAUGUAGAUGUUUGGAAACACAAACCCUUUUGUAAUUGACUCGAUUAUGACUUGAACACAAGACUUUAAUGUUAGGAUUCUUUUGUGCCUUGUAAUAAAAAAAAACUUGUAUGAGUUCA